AUAAGGCAAGCCCAUAAUUUUACCCCUAAUUUAUGAUUAAAAAAAUUUGCAACAAUUUUCCGGUUCAGUUAACCCGGGCGACCCGCUUUCGCUUCAUAACUUCAUUAGUCCGUUUUGAGAGUUUUCCUUUGCCGCCAUCGCCGCCGAAGCUGAGCUCCUUCCACUUCAUUCUGUAAGUUAAAUUAAUCAAAAAAAGAAGUGAAAAAGCUGCUAUUUUUAGAUAAAAUGGGGGGAUCAGCCAAGGAGCAACAACAGGAGGUAGAAGAAGAUGAGGAAGAAUAUGUCCUACUCGAUUUGGAUAGCGUAGCUCCCCACAUUCGUAUUCCAGCGAACGCACCAUACGUGCUCACUGGUCUGGACACGCUAAACCCGAUUCUCGUGAUAGAUAACAAUAUCAAGCUGAUUGGAGAAUACACUGAAACAAUUGGGACUGGCCUUAUUUUUGGUGAAAGUGACGCGGGGCGUGAACAAGAGGCUGGUCCAUCUGAGGCCAAGAAAACCCAAGCUAAGCAGGUUAAUCCAUUGGGACAGCUCACUAAGGUUCUUAAAUUCAAAUUAUGCUUGGAACCUACGAGUUAAGAUCUUCUGACCCACAAUUGGUGUCGUGAUUGAUCCCUCUCGUUCUGUGGUACAAGACUUCCGAUCAUCCAGGGAACCUCACCUCGUCUUAUACAACAAAAAGAUUGUCAACUUUGUUCUUUUUUUUCCCUCUCAGCUAUCUGUAUGCUUUCAGCGCCAUGUACAUUCUAUCUCUCCGUCCUUCGUUGUUGAAGCCUAAUUACUUAAUUAGUAACAUAUGUAUUGAAAAGAAUACUUUUAUAACAAAGUUUUGGUUGAUUUAAA
This is a messenger RNA of Salvia splendens (bonfire salvia), 843 nucleotides long. RefSeq lists its product as uncharacterized. The record is from RefSeq and is a predicted model, not a curated record. Lineage: Eukaryota; Viridiplantae; Streptophyta; Magnoliopsida; Lamiales; Lamiaceae. The transcript is spliced from 5 exons. Gene Ontology annotation, biological process: transcription by RNA polymerase III. Bases 226 to 579 code for a protein of 117 amino acids. Gene Ontology annotation, cellular component: transcription factor TFIIIC complex.